AUGCUUCACGUGGGCACACCUUCGAUCUUUAUCAACUUUGCGGGGCGGCCCAUUGCCCAAGGGCACCAGUCAUCCUUCUCCACGCGUCGGGCGGCUGAUGCUAUGAGGCUUCAGGCAACAUGGCUGCCUCUGGCCGCCCUUAUCACUAACACAGCAGCAAAUGACAAGAUUGAAGCUGUUCGGGAAGUAUUCAAGAGGACGUGGGACGGGUAUCGUGAGUAUGCCUGGGGCCACGAUAGCUUGAGGCCUGCCACGAACGGCUCCUUUGAUGAUAGUUAUAGGAAUGGCUGGGGAGCCAGCGCAGUGGAUGCUCUGAGCACAGCUAUCAUUAUGGGUGAGACGGAAGCCGUGGGACAUAUUCUCAAGUUUAUCCCGACCAUCGACUUCGGAACGACAAGCACGGAGGUCUCGUUAUUCGAAACAACCAUCCGCUAUAUUGGUGGUCUACUCUCAGGGUAUGACCUGCUGCGUGGUCCAUAUAAGGACAUGGCGCCAAGCAAAGAAGCUGUCGAUAACUUACUAGAACAAGCCAUCAGAGUUGCAGACCUCAUCAAAGUUGCUUUUGAUACCCCCAGCGGCGUGCCGGACAACGACUUGAUCUUUGACCCGGAGCCUCGGAGGAAAGGAACUCCGGACAACUGGGUUGCGACGGUCGGCUCGCUGGUCCUCGAAUGGGAACGUCUCAGUGACCUCACAGGGAACAGGGAGUAUGGAGAAUUAGCCAAGAGAGCCCAGGCAUAUCUCCUUGACCCGCAACCGCCUGAACUUGAACCUUUCCCCGGCUUGGUGGGUAGUCGAGUAUGGGUGGACAAUGGCACGUUCGUGGACGCCAUGGGCGGGUGGAACGGCGGGACUGACAGCUUUUAUGAGUAUCUCAUCAAAACGUACAUCUACGAUCCGGUUCGGUUUGAAUCAUAUAAAGAUCGGUGGGUCCUCGCAGUGGAAUCAAGCAUGAAGCAUCUAGCAUCCCACCCGACGACCAGACCGGACCUGACAUUUCUAUCCAUGUAUUUGGGGGAAACCCUUUUCUUCUACAGUGGCCACUUGGCGUGCUUCCAGGGAGGCAACUUCAUCCUCGGGGGUCUCGUGCUCGACGAACCACGAUACGUCAAUUUUGGCCUCGAAUUGACGGCGGGCUGUCGCGAGAGUUACAUCCAGACGACGACGGGGAUCGGGCCGGAGCUUUUCACGUGGCAGGACAACGCCACGGCACCCGACGCACCGAACAACUCUCCACCGCCCGAGGAGUACGCCGACUUUUAUGAAAAGGCGGGGUUCUGGAUCGUAAGCCCGCAGUACUCGUUGCGGCCGGAGGUGAUCGAGAGCUACUACUACGCAUAUAGAGCUACGGGGGACGAAAUGUACAGGAAAUGGGCGUGGGAUGCAUUUGUGAAGAUUAACAAUACAUGCUCGGUCGGCAGCGGGGUCUCAUCGAUAGCCGAUGUGCAGCUAACGGUUGGAGCUCCGGUGUUUUACGAUUUCCAGGAAAGCUUUUGGUUUUCCGAGGUUUUGAAGUACAUCUAUCUUAUAUUAGAAGAUGAUUCUGACGUCCAGGUGAAGAGGGACGGCGGCGAUCUUUUUGUGUAUAAUACUGAGGCCCAUCCAAUAAGGGUGUUCGAAGGAACAGGUAAACGAAGGAGGAGAUGA
This is a messenger RNA of Scedosporium apiospermum, 1647 nucleotides long. Its product is annotated as Mannosyl-oligosaccharide 1,2-alpha-mannosidase. Gene Ontology annotation, biological process: N-glycan processing; carbohydrate metabolic process. The transcript is spliced from 5 exons. Lineage: Eukaryota; Fungi; Ascomycota; Sordariomycetes; Microascales; Microascaceae. Gene Ontology annotation, cellular component: Golgi membrane; endoplasmic reticulum. Gene Ontology annotation, molecular function: calcium ion binding; mannosyl-oligosaccharide 1,2-alpha-mannosidase activity. The record is from RefSeq and is a predicted model, not a curated record. The coding region runs from base 1 to 1647 and encodes 548 amino acids.